UUUUCUGCCCUGAGCAUCAGCGUCCGGCGGGCGAGCUGCAUCGAAAAGCUCCGCCGAGGUUCGUCGUACCUCUGGCAGCGCUGAAGGGAACUGGCGCAACCGGUGAGCUCUGGGGAAUGUGCCGGGAAAUCGGUCGUGGAGCAGGAAGAUUUGACAGGGACGAGAGAUUGGAACGCUGAGGAACCCUAAGGCGGACUGGGACUGAGGCAGAGCGAGCGAGAGAGCGCGAGGGGCCAGUGCACUGACUGUCCUUGCCAAAGCUUUCCAAAGGACUCCGAAAGCACGGCCGAAAUGGCGAUUGCGAUGGGCCUCCGGCACGUCUGCAAGCUGACAGUUUUCUGCGCGAUCGUCUUAGCCGCGUCUGCGAUCAGUGCCCCGAAAGCUGCUAGUAGCUAUGUCGUCGAAGGGCGAGUGAAAGUGGAAGGCACGACAACGAAAUUGCCGUUGAGCAAGACAGCAAACAUCAAGGUGGUGCUAAAUGGUGGAGAACAACUGACGUUUAUCCGACCUGACGGCUACUUUGCUUUCCAGGGUGUGACAGCUGGUACUCAUCUUCUCGAAGUGGUGGCCAUGGGCUAUUACUUUUCUCCGGUUCGAGUAGAUGUAAGCGCAAGGCUUCACGGGCAAGUGAGAGCUAUUGCAGUAGAGACUCGCAGAACUCUGCCCGAUGCUUUAGUGCUCGAACCUCUGAGAGAGGAGUUCUACUAUGAGAGACGAGAGCCUUUCUCUGUCGUGGGUCUCCUGAAAAGUCCGAUGGGUUUGAUGGUGGGCUUCAUGCUGGUAGCGGUCUUCCUCUUGCCUAAGUUGAUGGAUAGUAUCGAUCCCGAAGAGAUGAAGAGAGUGCAAGAAGAGAUGCGGAAUCAGCCUGCUCCAUCUUUCUCGAAUUUGUUGCAAGGAAGAAGUACUUGAUCAACGUACUCUUUGUGGAAAAAACGUCGCUGCAUAUGCCUAUCUUUUGAAGAGUUCAAUGUUCCGCUAUGUCAGAACUGAGGGAUCAAAGCAUUACAACUUUGCGGUUCGAGGAUAGACUUGCAAAUGUCAGGUACAGGAAUAACGACGUGUUAGAUAGUGCCCAGCCUACCGAUUUCGUUUUGCAUGUACAAGCUUACAGAAACGUGAUUCUCCGCUGCUCGAAAUUAAAUCAGGGUUUAUAAAGUACAGAGCCCUCCAAUUUGUACUUAUCUCCAAUUUGUGUUUUGGAGUCAUUUGGUCCGAAUUCCGCCAAUGGGAGAAACAUACUUUAGGCACUGGAACCCAGACACUGAGAAACACCUCGAUGGUGUUCUCGAAUGUAACAUUCUUUACUCUUUGGAGAAGAAACAUAUGAAGGCUCGGUUGCCUCAUUUUUUGCG
Messenger RNA from Marchantia polymorpha subsp. ruderalis, 1352 nucleotides. NCBI's taxonomy places the organism in Eukaryota, Viridiplantae, Streptophyta, Marchantiopsida, Marchantiales, Marchantiaceae. The record is from the annotation of a GenBank genome assembly.